UUGUUAAAUCUAGAUUUUUAUUUCAGAUAUAAUGUGCUAAGCGUUAGAACUUUUUUGUGAAUUCUGCUACGAAUGGGAACUUACAUACAGAAAGAAAUGACUGAUGAUCCGAUUGAAAAAGAAAAAAAGAAGAAGAAGAACAAGAAAUCCAAAUUGGAGGAUAUAGUUGAGAAUAUAAUUAUGGAUGAACCGGAGAGGAAGAAGAAGAAGAAAAAGAAAAGCAAAGAAGAUGAAAAGGAAAGCAUAAAACCUCAAGUAAAAGAAGAAAUAACCGAAGAUCAACCUAAAAAGAAGAAAAGGAAGAAGAAAGAAGAUGAUAAAGACAGUAUAGUUCCUCCAGUUCAAGAAGAAAUAAUCGUAGAUCCGCCUAAAAAGAAGAAAAAGAAAAAGAAAGAAGAUGAAAAAGAAAGCGUAGCUACUCUUGUUAAAGAAGAAAUAAUAGAAGAACAGACACAAAAGAAGAAGAAGAAGAAGAAAGAAGAUGAAAAAGACAGUAUAGUUCCUCCAGUUCAAGAAGAUAUGAUAGAAGAACAGACACAAAAGAAGAAGAAGAAGAAAGAAGAUGAAAAAGAAAGCAUAGCUCCUAUAGUUAAAGAAGAAAUGAUAGGAGAGCAGACAAGAAAGAAGAAAAAGAAGAAGAAAAGUAAAAGUGAGGAAAACCCAGAAAUCAAGGAAGAAAUUGUCCAAGAAGAUGAUAUUAAAAAAUGUUUGCCAGCAGCUGAAAGUGGUAGUCCUGACAAAUCAAUAAAGAAGAAAAAAAAGAAGGACAAGAAAGACGUUGGCGAGGGGAAACGGAAACCGGAAGAAGCUCCGGAACCGGAAGUAAAAACUAAGAAGCAUAAACCUAAUAAUCCAGUGUUUGAUAAAGAAUCUGUUAUGGUAAAGCAUUUAGGAUUUCCCGGAGCAAAUAUUCUUAACAUUCCGGGAUAUGGACAUUAGUAACAUUUUAACCAGAAUGGAAAAUUUUGAAAAUUCUUAUUUCUUACAACUUUUUUUUCAGA
Molecule: messenger RNA, 1001 nt
Organism: Eurytemora carolleeae
Lineage: Eukaryota; Metazoa; Arthropoda; Copepoda; Calanoida; Temoridae
Product: protein PXR1-like
Exons: 2
Coding region: 73-939 (288 amino acids)
Source: RefSeq, a predicted model, not a curated record